UAUUUCAGAAACUAUUCGAUGUGGAAUUUAUCCGUUUAUACAGUAUAGAUAACUAAUUUGUAUGGCUGUAGUUUGUAUAGAGUUCAUGAAUCUUUGCUAUAUAAAGCAGUGUUAUUUGAGCAUUUCUUCUUCAAUCCUAAGCAGUAAAAUGAUGGAAGAGCUUGUAAGUUCAGCUUUUGGAUUCUUGAUUGUGAUUGCGUCUAUAUUUUGUUAUUCAUUGAUAUUCAAAAAACCAAGUAAAGAAACGGCCUUGCUACCACCAGGGCCCAGAGGUUUGCCAAUUCUUGGAUAUUUGCCGUUUCUGCGCACAAACUUGCACCAUCAGUUCACAGAAUUGGCUCAUCGCUACGGCCCAAUCUACCGAAUAUGGCUUGGAAAGAAACUAUGUUUAGUUAUCAAUUCACCGAGCCUGAUUAAAGAAGUUGUUCGAGAUCAAGACAUGAUUUUAGCCAACCACGAUGCACCUGUCGCAGGAUUGAUUGCAACUUACGGCGGACUGGAUAUUGUUUGGUCGCCCAAUGGCCCUUACUGGCGUGAUAUGCGUAAAUUAUUUGUACGAGAAUUGCUGAGUAACAAUAAUCUUGAGGCUUCCUACAAACUGCGAAAAGACGAGGUCAGAAAGGCUAUCAGAAAUGUGUACACAAAGAUUGGCACCAGCAUAGAAAUUGGGGAGUUGGCUUUUGUUACUGAAUUCAACGUUGUAUUGAACUUGUUGUGGGGCGGCACAAUUGACGGGGACAAGCGGGAUAAAGUUGGCGCCGAGUUUCAUAAAGUAGCAACAAAAGUUGUUGAUUUGAUUGGAAAACCAAACAUUUCUGAUUUUUUUCCAGUUCUUGCCAGGUUUGACAUUCAAGGAAUAGCAAAAGAAAUGAAGAAUUGUUUGCCACAUAUUGACGGGAUUCUUGAUAACGUCAUAAAUGAACGUAUGAAGAUGGAUUCUGGUGGAGGUGAAGAAGAUAACAGAAAGGACUUCCUGAAAAUUCUUCUAGAGCUAAAGGAGAAGAAUACUUCAAUUAACCUGAUACAAAUAAAGGCCAUAUUGAUGGACAUCGUUGUGGGGGGGACGGACACAACGGCAACACAGUCGAGUGGGUAAUGACAGAGAUUUAGCGGAAUCCAGAUGUAAUGAAAAGGGUGCAACAAGAAAUAACAAAUGUUGUCGGGAUAAACAACUCUGUGGAAGAAUUCCAUGUUGCGAAACUGAAGUAUCUGUAUGCAAUUGUGAAGGAAACGUUCCGCCUACAUCCCCACUUCCCCUCUUGGUCCCAAGAAUUUCGA
This is a messenger RNA of Olea europaea var. sylvestris, 1278 nucleotides long. Its product is annotated as cytochrome P450 93A3-like. The record is from RefSeq and is a predicted model, not a curated record. NCBI's taxonomy places the organism in Eukaryota, Viridiplantae, Streptophyta, Magnoliopsida, Lamiales, Oleaceae. The transcript is spliced from 2 exons. Gene Ontology annotation, molecular function: oxidoreductase activity, acting on paired donors, with incorporation or reduction of molecular oxygen; heme binding; iron ion binding. Bases 62 to 1096 code for a protein of 344 amino acids.